AUCCAGGCAGGGCACUCAUCGCCUCGCCCACUGGAGGUCGAUGUUACUCAGAGGAGAGGACCAGCCGGCUGGAGCCUGACGAAGCAUUGGCCGCUCACUCUUCAGGAGGCGCUGGAAGCCGUUUGGUUCAUCCCCACGUUCACAGAUUAUCUGCUCAGUGCAGCAGUCCCGUCAGCACCUGAACCGCCGUAAUCCCUUUGGAAAGGGUAUUGGAUAUAUAUAUAUAUAUACACACAUAUAUAUAUUAUAUAUUUAUGGAAUUGGAUACUGCCCUGCUCAAAUCGAAAGGGGACGGUGCGGGACUUAACGAAACAUUUCACAGGCAUCCCUCACAAGAAGAGCCAUGGGUGUGAGCAAAGUGGACAUAAGUAGGCUAUGAUUCCCCGGAAUCCUCUUUAGGAAUGGAGCCGUCUCGGAGGUCUCAGGGACCGCAGGGCUGAAGAAGACGUGUCCUCUGGAUCGCUCUCCUCCUGCAGACCGUUCUGUGGUUUCGUGGCGCAUCGACUCGUUUCCAUUAGUUGUGCGUCGCGCUGCAUGGCUGCACCAUGGCCACGCUAGUGUGCAGGGUCCAGUUCCUGGAUGAUACCGAUCCGUUCAACAGCACCAGCUUCCCCGAGCCCAGCAGACCUCCGCAGUACUCGUUCAGGGAAGAGAUUCCCCUGAUCAACCAGAUCGCUGGAGUUCACCGGCUUCUCAAAGCCCCUCACAAGCUUGAUGACUGCGCCCUCCAGCUGUCCCACAAUGGGAGCUACCUGGACCUGGACUCUACCCUGGCCGAGCAGAGGGACGAGCUGGAGGGCUUCCAGGUGGACGGAGGAGCGGCUGAAUGCCAGGAUACCCUGUGCAGAAGUCGAAGGAGAGGCAAGAAGCACAGCAUCGUGCUGCGCAUGCAGCUGUCUGUCCGAGUCCACGCCUGUAUCGGUGAGUCCGCUGGCUCCGGCACUCUGUCCUCGUCCUGUCCCACCACACAGACCCGGCAGCAUACCUCUCUAUUAUCACCCUCACUGGCCUCAUAUUAUGCUUGUGGUGAAAUAAUGGCUGAUAAUGAGCCCAGAUUGCGGGCCUCAUGGUGACCCUGAGCUGUGAUAACGAGCUGGUGAGGAGGUAAUGGGGUCUCGGACCGUGGUCAGAGACCCCCCCGACCACAGGAUGGGCUGUGAUAGAAGAACAACAGCAGGGGCCAGGGACACAUGCAGUCAGACACGGGUAUACUCACACACACACACACACACACACACACACACACACACACACACACACACACACACACACACACACACACACACACACACACACACACACACACACACACACACACACACACACACACACGAACAGGGUGAG
Messenger RNA from Gadus macrocephalus (Pacific cod), 1344 nucleotides. RefSeq names its product FH1/FH2 domain-containing protein 3-like. NCBI's taxonomy places the organism in Eukaryota, Metazoa, Chordata, Actinopteri, Gadiformes, Gadidae. Gene Ontology annotation, molecular function: actin filament binding. Gene Ontology annotation, cellular component: cytoplasm; cytoskeleton. The transcript has 4 exons. The record is from RefSeq and is a predicted model, not a curated record. The coding region runs from base 546 to 1073 and encodes 175 amino acids. Gene Ontology annotation, biological process: actin filament network formation; cardiac myofibril assembly; cortical actin cytoskeleton organization.